CUUCGAUAUCUCCCAAUGGCAUCCACCGCAUGGUCCAAAUUCAUUCUCAUUGUUGCUUCUAAUCUCUAAUCCUAUUACAUCUAUAUAUUUUAGCCUCAUCACGGAACUCCUGGAUCACUGAUUAGGAAGGGAUCCUGCCCAAGCCUCGACGAGACACAGAUGAGCACCCCUUGAGAGUUCCGCGCCCCGACAAAAACUUGAAUCCGAGCAUCACUUGUUGCUGAAGCACAUUCCCUUCAUUCAUAAAAUGUCCGAACCCUCCCUUUUAAGUGAGAUGUGUAGCAUCUGCACAACUCAAAAACCCAAAUACCGUUGCCCCGGCUGCUCAAUCCGCACAUGCUCGCUGCCAUGCUUCCAGCGGCACAAAGCAUGGGCGUCCUGCUCAGGCAAGCGGGAUCCGGCCAAAUACAUGAAAAAGAGCGAGCUCUCGACGGAGCCUGCAUUUGAUCAUGACUAUAACUUCUUAGCCGGGAUCGAGCGAGUGAUCGAUAAGGCCGAGAGAGACGUGGAGAGCAGAGGAAUGGAGAAGGCGGAACGCAUGGAUAGGGGUGGAAGGGGGUUUGGUCGGAGAGGUGGAGGACAAGGCACGACGGGUGAAGCAAGGGUAGCUUUGAGGGAGGAAACGAGGUUGAAGGAUGCAGUGGGAAGAGCGCAGGUCAUCUGGGAGAGGGCACCGAAGGGGAUGGCAAGGAGGAAGAUGAACCAGAGCCAUUACUUGAACCGAUCCAAGCGGAUAAGGUGGAUGGUGGAAUGGAUUCACGAUGACGGGUCGAAACGACUAGGCCAUAUGAUCGAGAAUGAGUCCCUCGCGGAUGGUUACAGAGCGAUGAUUGAACCGAAAGAGUCACGAUCUUCCAAGAAGAGAAAGCGGCCAUCGGAGGGCGAAGGGCCAGUCCAUAAUGAAUCGCAGGACGGAAAUCUACCGCCCGAUCAAUCGCUCCAGCCUGAGCCCAACGAGGUGGAGGUUGCUAAACAACCUGAUCAACCCACUUCGGAGCCUACUCCGAGCCAGGGGCCAGAUGCGAACCUCGACACAGCUGGAUCGAGGCUAAACGCACACUCUACAGAUCCUGAGGACCUUAUAGAUGAAGGGCCUCCCUCUCACUUCCCGGACCGCCAUUUCUAUCUUCUCAUGCCCCAAACACCAGGGAAGCAUACGGUGCUUGUCCCGCUAUCUGCGCAGACCAUUCUCUCCGAAGCUCUUCGCGGUCGCGUUAUAAUGGAAUUCCCCACCAUCUACGUGCUACCCCAACUGCCCGAGGAGUUGCCAGAGCCGUUUGCGCUCGAGUCCAAGUAUCUGAGAAUCACGAGGGAGCAGGAGGAGGAAGUCCGAGGGUUUUUCGGCGACCUGGACCCUCUUCCGAACGCGGCUACCGGUAACUCUGAGUUUUCUGGCGUAUCAACGGAUGUGGAUAACAGUCGGCAAAAUUUGGAUGGGACGCUUGCUGAGACCCUCGCCAAAGACGUUGGGGGUUUGGGCCGUAAAUAGAACAUUGCUUAAUGGUCGAAUCUCGAUCUAGCGCUCCCACGAGAAUCAACGUCAUAUAUGAGUUUGGUACUCGAAAAGGCCCUAAGCAGAUAAGCUCGGAGUCAAUAGAAACGUUAUCCAUAAUUAAGGCUUGGGAUUUAUUUGAUCAACGGAAGGCAAGACCCCAUGAUUUGCGGUAGUGACCUAUG
Molecule: messenger RNA, 1677 nt
Organism: Eremomyces bilateralis CBS 781.70
Lineage: Eukaryota; Fungi; Ascomycota; Dothideomycetes; Eremomycetales; Eremomycetaceae
Exons: 3
Coding region: 248-1489 (413 amino acids)
Biological process (GO): snoRNA localization; maturation of LSU-rRNA from tricistronic rRNA transcript (SSU-rRNA, 5.8S rRNA, LSU-rRNA); box C/D snoRNP assembly
Cellular component (GO): pre-snoRNP complex; nucleus
Source: RefSeq, a predicted model, not a curated record